Messenger RNA from Suillus plorans, 312 nucleotides. RefSeq lists its product as uncharacterized. Bases 1 to 312 code for a protein of 103 amino acids. The record is from RefSeq and is a predicted model, not a curated record. NCBI's taxonomy places the organism in Eukaryota, Fungi, Basidiomycota, Agaricomycetes, Boletales, Suillaceae. The transcript has 3 exons.
AUGAAGCUCGUUCAAAUCGUUUACCUCGCCAUGCUUGCCGCUUUCAGUGCCGCUUCCAGUCCCACUGGGGUGACGACAGCAGCACCUGCUUCUGAAAGCGCAGAGUGCCCAGGCCCGUCAUUUUGCAUCCCAGGAUCACCUCCGGAAUGCCCGGAAGAGUGCUGGCCUUUCGAUUGGAGCAAUAAGUGCUGGAUAUACCUGGGCAUAGUCGUUUUCCAGGGCGUCAGAGUCAGAAGAUCAUCCAACCAAGGCAAGGCGAUGAUCGCAACUCCGAUUUCAAACACUGGCAGGAAAGAUCAUGUUUCUAGAUAA